Amorphotheca resinae ATCC 22711 is the source of this 1455-nucleotide messenger RNA. RefSeq lists its product as hypothetical. The coding region runs from base 1 to 1455 and encodes 484 amino acids. Gene Ontology annotation, biological process: sodium ion export across plasma membrane; proton export across plasma membrane; intracellular potassium ion homeostasis. The transcript has a single exon. Gene Ontology annotation, cellular component: plasma membrane. NCBI's taxonomy places the organism in Eukaryota, Fungi, Ascomycota, Leotiomycetes, Helotiales, Amorphothecaceae. Gene Ontology annotation, molecular function: sodium:proton antiporter activity. The record is from RefSeq and is a predicted model, not a curated record.
AUGUGGUCCCAGCUGGAGCCAACACCUCCCCAUAUUGCCUAUCUGACAAUAUCGAGCUUCCUGAUAAUCUACGCAUUAUUCUCUCAGUUCAUCAAAAACAACCUGCACCUUAGCGAGCCUCCUCUCGCUGUCCUCUUUGGCAUCCUCUUAGGGCCCUACGUCCUUAAUGUCAUUUCGCCGCAUGAAUGGGGGCUGGAUGAUAGAAUGAGACAAGAGAUCUCCCGCGUGAUCGUGGGGAUCCAAUGUUUCGCAGUUGGGAUCGAGCUUCCGAAACUCUACUUCACGAGACAUUGGAAAUCAGUCUUGUUCUUCUUAGGACCUAUCAUGACUUUCUCCUGGGCGGUCACUUCGCUCUUCGCUUUCUUGAUAUUUCGGAUUGACAUUCCUACUGCUCUUAUCAUCGGGGCCUGUUUAUCCCCCACAGAUCCAUUGUUAGCAGCAAGUGUACUCUCCAAAUCUCGAUUUAGUGAAAGGGUUCCUCGACGAUUGAAGCAUUUGCUAUCCGCGGAAUCAGCCUGCAAUGAUGGCGUUUCUUUUCCCCUCCUCUACAUUGGGCUCAUGGCCCUCAAAUUUCCUGGCCGAGCUACCGCUGUCAGACACUGGUUUCUCAUCACGGUUCUCUGGCAAUGCACUGUUGGGCUGCUCAUAGGACUGAUCAUCGGUCGCGGCGCAAAUAAAGUCCUCAGAUUCGCCGACAGUCAUAAAUAUAUCUCCCAGCCCUCAUUCGUGGUCUUUUACCUCUUGCUCGCCGUCCUCGGCGUUGGCGUAGGUUCUAUACUCGGCUCAGAUGACUUCUUGGUUGCUUUUGGAGCAGGCGUCGGCUUCGCGCACGACAGCUGGUUCAGCAAGAAAACAAAAUCCUUGCCUUUCCAUACGAUCAUCGAAAUGAUCCUCAAUAGCAGCAUGUUCGUCUUCUUCGGCACUAUUAUCCCCUGGCACUCCUUCGUUCCCAGAGACGUCACCCCAACUUGUGGCACCUGGCAGCUCCUCCUCUUUUUCAUCGCCGUCCUUUUACUCCGACGCAUUCCUAUCGUAUACGCUCUCCAACGUAUCAUCCCCGACGUGCGAACAGCUCGUGAGGCUUUAUUCUGUGGUCAUUUUGGACCCAUGGGCGUCGGCGCCUUAUUCUUGGCCAUUGAAGCACGAGCGCAGCUGGAGACAGGGACGUCGCGUCCAUUACCGAACCCCGGUAAUCCUGUACCACCGUACAGUGAAAAGGUAAGAGCAAUUCAUCUCGUCUGGCCAGUAAUUUGCUUUGUCGUACUAGGAAGUACAAUGGUGCAUGGUGUGAGUGUGCUGGCUGUGUGCUUGAUAGGCCAUUAUAGGAGGCCGAAGGGAGAACGCGCACCGUUGAUUGCGGCAGAGGUUGAUGCUCUUGACGCGAUGGAGCACGAAGGUGGUGGAGGGGAAAGCGAACCGGAUAUUUCGGGGACGGGCGAUGACUCUGACGAUUAG